AUGAGCGGGUUCCUGCGACACCUUCUCUUCGCGUUCGUCCUCGCCUUGAGCCUGCCCACUCCAUGCGUACAGCAGGAAGCCUCUACGCAGAUCUACGGGGGAGGGAGCAUCUUCACGCAGCCCUACAUGGACUACUUCACAGAGUCCUUCCAGUUGGUACGGCGAGAUGACGCCAUCGUGUGCACCUACGGCGGGGCCUCCCACUCGCUCCUGUUCCUCAUGGCCAAGCCCGACCUCGACUUUGCCGUGGUGGAUGCACCCCUACACGAGACACUUCUCGCCAACAACUCCAUCGCUCAGUUUCCGCUGGCCGGUCAGCCGCUGGUCGCCAUCUACAACCUCGGCAGUAGUCGCCCCGCUACACCUCUGGUGCGGGGCUCCUCCACUCCAAACGAAAACAAAACAAAAACGGAACGAAUACGAAAAUGCAAACAAUUGCUGACCGCCGAGCAGGUCCUCGACGGCGCGACCCUGGCGGCCAUCUGGCUGGGCGACGUGACCUGGUGGAACGACCCGGCAAUCGUCGCGCUCAACCCCAACAUCGCGCUGCCGGCGGAGCCCAUCCGGCUGGGCCACGGGGCGGAUCGGCCGGGCGGCAUCACGCACAGCUUCACCAACGCGCUCUCCAUACUCGAUGGACGGUUCCGGGCGGCGUGGUCGGGCGACGGCUCCCAGGACACGAGCCGGUGGCCGCAGCUCACCGGCAUCGCGGGCCGCGCAAUCGAGUUUUCGGACAGUGGCACGCUGUCGCCCUUCGUGCGUGAUACGCCGUACAGCCUCAGCUACUCCACAUUCGACCGGGCUCAGAAGACCGGCGUCGACUACGCUCUCAUGCGAAACAGCGCAGGAGCGGUUGUGUGGCCCACGGUCAAGGCCGUGGAGUCGGCCAUCAGCGAAGUGAGCGAAAAGCUCACGGACAGCAUGACCAUCAACGUGGCCAAUGGCCAGCAACGCGGUUCCUGGCCCAUGUGCAUGCUGCACUAUCUGGCGGUGCGCAGCAACGCGUCGACUUCGGAUUGCCUCGGGAUCAAUUCGCUGCUGUACUUCACGGCCUGGACGCAGCUCACGCCCAUGGCCGUGACCAAGAGCCGCGAGCUGGGAUACGCCCCUCUCAGUCUGAGCUUCAAAGCGAAAUUGAUCAACAAUUUCCAGAAGGUGGCGUGCAAUGGCGAGAAGGUCUUCGACAGUGCUCUGUUGAUCGGCACCGGUGUUCGCACCAUCUCCUUCUCCUCGUGGCCGCAGGAGGUGUACUACUUCCGCGGUUUUGACGCUGAGUCCACCAUCACCGACCUCAGUCGCUACAACAUUGACUUUGGCAUCACUGCUCGCCCGCUCACCAACGACGAGUCGGAGCUGCUGGGCGACGUGCCAAGCAUUCCAUUCACAAUGGUCCCCGUCGGCGUGGCCUACAACCUGCCGGAGCUGGUCGGACAGGGCUCGCUUUUGCUCAAUCUCACCGUGCUGGCCGACAUCCUGCUGGGCACCAUCGACACGUGGAACGACACCGCCAUCCAGGAGCUCAACCCGGAGCUCGGGGACCUCCUGCCGGCGGAUCCCAUCGUCAUCCUCAACUACGAAGACGAUGCGCUCAGCGUCGUAUUUGCCGCGUUGAGCACCGUGAGUCAGGAAUUCGCGCUCGCA
Molecule: messenger RNA, 1641 nt
Organism: Acanthamoeba castellanii str. Neff
Lineage: Eukaryota; Discosea; Longamoebia; Acanthamoebidae
Exons: 8
Source: RefSeq, a predicted model, not a curated record